This is a messenger RNA of Myotis brandtii (Brandt's bat), 3112 nucleotides long. RefSeq names its product polo-like kinase 1 (gene PLK1). Gene Ontology annotation, cellular component: spindle pole; cytoplasm; nucleus. The record is from RefSeq and is a predicted model, not a curated record. Bases 1020 to 2834 code for a protein of 604 amino acids. The transcript has 10 exons. Gene Ontology annotation, molecular function: protein binding; ATP binding; protein serine/threonine kinase activity. NCBI's taxonomy places the organism in Eukaryota, Metazoa, Chordata, Mammalia, Chiroptera, Vespertilionidae. Gene Ontology annotation, biological process: protein phosphorylation; regulation of cytokinesis; mitotic cell cycle.
UUGUUUUUGUUUUUCAGGAAAAGCCAUGGAUCUGAAUUUUGUGAGCGCUCUCUUGAUUUUUAAGUGCUUUAAAUAAAUCCAAAUGGGGGGCUAAAAAAAAAUAAAGAGUAGGGCCAAACAAAACACCUGCGGGCCAGAUUUGGCAUUGGCCUGUCAGUUUGCCAGGCAGUCUGCCAACCAGCCCUCCCUCCCUCUGACUGAACGCUGAGGGUCUACUCUUGUAGGCACUGGGAAGUACAGCAGUGAGCAAGCCACACGUGCUUGUGCACUGGGGGCUCUGGUAUGGAGCUUCUCAAACUUAAGUAUGUGUAGGAAUCACCUGGGCAGAUUCUACUCAGGAGCUCUGCAGCGGGCCUGUAAAGUUGCCUAACAAGCUCCCAGGUGAUGGUAAUGGUGGUGGUCCCUGGACCGGAGGUUGAGUUGUUCUGUAAGCCAGGGUCACAGAAACAGCUGUUACUUGGAGAGGAGUAGGGACCUUGACAUGAAGAUGCAAAUUUAUGGCAAGCAUCCUGUUUUUACUUGGAUUUUAGUUUAUUGGAGGUGGCUCGGAAGAGAACUGAUGGCAUGGGAGGCGGGUUCUAAGGCUCUCCCACGCUCUCUCUCUGGUCUCUAUUCGGAGUUUAUAUUCUAGAAGACGGGGUGGGGGUGGAGGAAGGUUUAAGGAAAGCUUCCUGGAGGAGGUACUUCCCGGGCUUCGGAGAGGGAGAAACCCAGAACUCCUGCUCGGUUAUGGCCCAGGCAUCCCACGUGUCUACCGUCCCCGACUCCCUGUCAAUCAACACACCCUUUCUUCCCCUCCCCUUCCCCGCCGCUCGGGCUGUGUGUUUAAAGGCGGCUGCGGGGCCGAGCGCACCCAGAGUGCCGCGCGGCGGGCGGGUUUGGAUUUUAAAUCCCCGCGGCCAAUCAGCGGCGCGUAGACCUUUGUAACGUUCCCGGCGCCGCGUUUGAAUUCGAGGAGGAGCCGAGCGGUGUCAGCCUCUGCCCAGACCCUGCUAGAUCGGCUCGGGGAGUCCGGGAGCAUGAGUGCGGCGGCGGCUGCAGGGAAGCUGGCGCGGGCACCGGCCGACCCAGGGAGAGCCGGGGCCCCCGGCGUUGCAGCUCCGGGGGCUCCAGCGGCCGCCCCGCCGGGGAAAGAGAUCCCGGAGGUCCUAGUGGACCCACGCAGCCGGCGGCGCUAUCUGCGGGGCCGCUUUCUGGGGAAGGGCGGCUUUGCCAAGUGCUUCGAGAUCUCGGACGCGGACACUAAGGAGGUGUUCGCGGGCAAGAUCGUGCCCAAGUCCCUGCUGCUCAAGCCGCACCAGAAGGAGAAGAUGUCCAUGGAGAUAUCCAUUCACCGCAGCCUCGCCCACCAGCAUGUCGUCGGCUUCCACGGCUUCUUCGAGGACAACGACUUCGUGUUCGUGGUGUUGGAGCUCUGCCGCCGGAGAUCUCUCCUGGAACUGCACAAACGGAGGAAAGCACUGACGGAGCCCGAGGCUCGCUACUAUCUGCGGCAGGUGGUCCUUGGCUGCCAGUACCUGCACCGAAACCGGGUCAUUCACCGGGACCUCAAGCUAGGCAACCUCUUCCUGAACGAGGACCUGGAGGUGAAAAUAGGGGAUUUUGGACUGGCAACCAAGGUCGAAUAUGACGGGGAAAGGAAGAAGACCCUGUGCGGAACUCCUAAUUACAUCGCUCCUGAGGUGCUGAGCAAGAAAGGGCACAGUUUCGAGGUGGACGUGUGGUCCAUUGGGUGCAUUAUGUAUACCUUGCUAGUGGGCAAACCACCUUUUGAGACAUCUUGCCUAAAAGAGACCUACCUCCGGAUCAAGAAGAAUGAGUACAGUAUUCCCAAGCACAUCAACCCCGUGGCCGCCUCCCUCAUUCAGAAGAUGCUUCAGAGCGACCCCACCGCCCGCCCCACCAUCCACGAGCUGCUCAGCGACGAGUUUUUUACCUCUGGCUACAUCCCCGCCCGACUGCCCAUCACCUGCCUCACCAUCCCACCCAGGUUUUCCAUUGCUCCCAGCAGCUUGGACCCCAGCGGCCGGAAGCCUCUCUCAGUCCUCAAUAAAGGUACGGAGAACCCCAUGCCUGAGCGGCCCCGAGAGAAAGAGGAACCCGCGGUCCGGGAGACCAAUGAGGCGGUCGACUGCCACCUUGGGGAUAUGCUGCAGCAGCUGCACAGCGUCAACGCCUCCAAGCCCUCGGAGCGGGGGCUGGUCAGGCAAGAGGAGGCCGAGGAUCCCGCCUGCAUCCCCAUCUUCUGGGUCAGCAAGUGGGUGGACUACUCGGACAAGUACGGCCUCGGAUACCAACUGUGUGACAACAGCGUGGGGGUGCUCUUCAAUGACUCGACUCGCCUUAUCCUCUACAACGACGGUGACAGCCUGCAGUACAUAGAGCGGGACGGCACAGAGUCCUACCUCACCGUGAAUUCCCAUCCCAACUCCCUGAUCAAGAAGAUCACCCUCCUUAAGUAUUUCCGGAACUACAUGAGCGAGCACUUGCUGAAGGCAGGGGCCAAUAUCACACCACGGGAAGGUGACGAGCUGGCCCGGCUGCCCUACCUGCGCACCUGGUUUCGCACCCGCAGUGCCAUCAUCCUGCACCUCAGCAAUGGCUGUGUGCAGAUCAACUUCUUCCAGGACCACACCAAGCUCAUCCUGUGCCCGCUGAUGGCCGCCGUGACUUACAUCAACGAGAAGCGGGACUUCCGCACGUACCGCCUGAGCCUCCUGGAGGAGUUUGGCUGCUCCAAGGAGCUGGCCAGCCGGCUGCGAUACGCCCGCACCAUGGUGGACAAGCUGCUGAGCUCACGCUCAGCCACCAACCGCCUCAAGGCCUCCUCGUAGGCCCGCCCCCUUGGGACUGGUGCCCCCGUAACCCCCACCAGCACCUUGGCCCGUUCUGGUCAGCUCCCCUGGCCCUGGUUUUUAUAGUGUGCCCUAGCCCUGGGCAUGGAGAGCCAUUACAGAUGGGGCUGCUGUGUAAGUUAUUUUUGUACAUGUUUGCGUGUGGGUUCUAUGGCCCCUCCCUUCCCUCUCACCCGCACUGUAUGUACAGAAUGUUGCUGUUGGAUUCAGGACUGUCCUUUCCCCGCCUUUAUACACAUUAAACACAUGAGAGCCUU